AUGAUAUCUUAUAAUUUUAAAUUAAUUAUAUUUUCAAUCAUAUUAGGAACAUUAACCUUAAUUUAUAAUAAUAACUGUGAUGGAUUAUAUAAAAAUAUAAACUAUAAAAAUACCAUAUCGAUGCCAACAUAUUUGAGAUUAUUAGCAGAAUUAUCAUAUGGACUUACAAAAAAUCAUAAACAUGAAAAUAAUCAAUUAAGAGAAUACAAAAAUACCAAUGAAACAAAAUACAAGAAAAACAAAUAUCCAAAAGAUGAUACAAAGAGAAAACAAAAUAUACCACAGGUAACAGAAAAGGAAAACACUGAAACAUCAAAUUUAAAUAAAUAUAAAAAAGGAAAAUAUGAUAAGGAAAAUGAAAAACAAUCAAAUAUAUCUUCUCGUUCCCUUAAAUAUUUAGAAAUACAAAGAAAACUUUACAAUAAUUUUUAUGUAAAACCAGAAAUGUAUUUCGAACAUUUAUCAGAUAAAUCAAAUGCUAAAAAUGAUAAAUCUUGUGAAUGGACGAAUAAGAAGAAAUCAUCCGACAAAUUAUCUUCAUCAAAUAAAGUACAUGAUAAUUAUUUAGAUAAUUUAAAAACAGGUUGUGUUGGAGGUGCUUCUACGUGUGGGCUUUCGUCUAUAAUUACAGCAGGAUCUGGUAUUUAUGCUGCUACUGAAGCGGCAGGUGCAGCGAUCCCGGCAUUUACAGCACAAAUUAAAAGUGCCUUAGUUGGUGUAAAUUUCUUUUUUACAUCUUCGUUGGAAACUGCGAUUCAAGGUGCAGCUGUAUCUGGGGGAUUUACUCAUCUUCUUGAAGGAUUAGGUACUGUUGGAAGUCCUGCAAUUGCUGGUACAUCGACAUUUUUUCCUUAUGGUAUGGCAAUUGUUGCGCUAAUUGCUGUAACUAUUAUAGUGAUACUUUUGUAUAUAUGGUUACGAAAAAGAAGAAAAAAUUCAUGGAAACACGAAUGCAAGAAACAUUUAUACACAUAA
Plasmodium adleri (nom. inval.) is the source of this 975-nucleotide messenger RNA. RefSeq names its product stevor PIR protein, putative. NCBI's taxonomy places the organism in Eukaryota, Apicomplexa, Aconoidasida, Haemosporida, Plasmodiidae. Bases 1 to 975 code for a protein of 324 amino acids. The record is from RefSeq and is a predicted model, not a curated record. The transcript is spliced from 2 exons.